AGAGAACAUUAUGGAUCAACACCAGUACUUUCAAAACCUGAUUUGAAAGAGAUCUACCCUCGUUUAGAUAGCCUUAAUUAUAGUCUCGAUAGAAGAAGUAAGACACGAACAAUGUGUCAGACUUCUCCCGAUUCGAUAAUGAGUUCGUUUAAUUCAAUACCACAAAAAUUAAUUAACUGUGAUAGUAUGGAUAGCGUUAGGAAAUCGCCUGUUUCAACUAUAGGAAGCACAGUCGCAUCAAUGCCACAUUGCGAAAGUUUCUUAGAUUUGACACCUUCUCCUUCUGAUUCUGGAAUAUCGGAGUUAGAAGCAGCGUUAAGGGAUCGAGAUUCGGAACUGGCUUACUUAAGACAGACAAUGGAACAUAACGAACAAGUUAUCUUUAGGGUUUACCAAGAAAAAGAAAAAAUUUGGGAAAGAGAACUGAGAAAGUUAAAAAACGUUCAGGAGACGAGACUUCGCGCAAGCGCUCAAAAAGUAAUGAAAUUGGAGCAAACGCUUAUGAUGCAGUCUUAUCAACUGCAACAAGAUAAGAAAAAGUUUAACGAAGAAAUUCAAAAAGUUAAUUGUGAAAAUAAUAAGUUAAGAAAAGAAAUGGCGCUAUUAAGGGAAAGACUGGAUGAAACAGAAUGGAAUUUAUGUCAGAAAACAGGAGAACUGUCGCUUCUGAAGAGUCAGUUAAAAGAUUACCAGAACGAACAAACUUGCAAAGGUCAGGAAAUUAUACAAUUGAAAGCUGAAUGCAGAGAUACUCAAAACGAACUAAUAUUCUAUAAAUCGGAAAAUCAGCAACUGAAAAUGCUUUUGGCGGCAAAAGAUACAGAAAUAGAAAAGCAUAAAAAGGAAAACGAGUUAACUAGAAAUAAAACCGAUAAAACCAAUAGAAGAAGCAGUUCUACAACAUCCGUUAGCAAUGAUUCGAGACUAAAUGAAAAUUUUAAGGAAAGAAAAGAAAAACCGCCUGAUAUAACGGUUCUUUCCUGCGAUGAUGGCCAGUUAGUGAACGCGAAGUGGCAUUAUAUUUUCGACGAUGAUUGUGAUGAGGGUUCUGCCACGCCGACAACGUUUCAUCUCAAUCGGUAUUGCAGUUGUGCCGAAAUCAAUAAACUCAUGGAACAAAUAAGUUUAAAGGAAAAACAUUUCGAAAAAGAAAGACUCACGUGGGCUCAUGAGAAGGAGAAAGUGUUAAGGUAUCAGAGACAAUUGCAAAUGGAUUAUAUUCAGAUGUUUAAAAGGACUAAAAAUUUAGAAAACGAAGUUGAAAAUUUAACAAUCGAAGUGGAACUACAAAAAAAUAAUAGUAGGAAAUAUCCCUUAGUUGAUUCUAAAAAGCAGACCAUAAACUUAUGAAAUUAAGUUUUACUUAUUUAUUAGUUCCUUUUAUAUUGUGGUAGCUUUCUUAACAUAUUUCUAAGAAGACUAGAGAUGGGAACAUGCGCGAAUCGUAGUAGAAAAAACAAACCUUUUACGUGUGACAACUACCGGUACCGAAAUCGAUGCGCAGUUGCUUAUCGCGCAGCGACCUUUGUAUUUCUUCAUGCACGACGCGUUUCUGACCUAUUUACUUCAGUUUAAAUUUAUGCUUCUCUCUCUAGUCUUUUUUGAAAUUUUAUAGGAUAAUAGGUUAAGGUUUCCACAAAAGGUGUUUAUAGGUAAUUUUGAAGAAAUCAUUUGCGAAGUAUGAGGUUCAUUAAUGAUUCUAAAAGAAGAAGCUAGAAGUGCGGAAAAUUAUGGGGAACUGAGUAAGUAUCGCUAAUGAUCCAAUUAACAAACUUUUCAAGGUAUCUGUCUCAAAAUAGUAACAGAUGCAACUUCUCGGUGGAUUAGUAAUUUCAUAUAGAAACUAAGAGUCCUUAGAGUCCGAUUAAAAGAAAAACUCAUUGUUUAACACACUGUAGACUCUCGAUUAUCUGAAACGCACGGAACUAUUUGAGUAUUGGUUAUCGAAAUUUUGGUUAAAAUGGAGUUUCCUUUAAUCUAAACAAUUACUUCUGUCUCGGUGGCCUCUUUUCCGCUUUUAGUGUAACUGAGCACUCGUUUGUUCAAUAAUGAUCAUCUUUUGACGGCUUUCAGCUUCUAAGUAAAGUCUUAAUUAACUUUUGUUGCCGGUUCGUUUAAAUCGACACGUUUUCUAGGAUAUUAAUUCUUGGUCAGUUACUUCUGGAACCACUAACUUUUUCUAAUAUUUUAGUAUGGCAGUGUUCCUAAUAUUGCUCUGCUCGGUUAUAUGUACAACGUCUUUGAGAUUGACUUUUUCCAAUAAGACUUUCAACAAAGGCUAAGCAUCAUCUUCUCCAGUAGGAUCUUCAUUAACAUUUGUUGCUGGUUCAUGUAAAUCGAGACCAGUUUUCUUUGAAUUAAUUCUUGGUCAGUUAUUUCUGGAAGCUCUAACUUCCAAGAUUUUAAUAUAGCAGUGUUCCUAAUAUUGUUUUGGACAUUGGUUGUAUACACAACGUUUCUGACAUUGACUGGUUUUAGACGUAUUCCAGUCAGACUUUCAAAAAAGACCCAGCAUCAACAUCUUCUCCAGUAACGUCUUCAUUAACUUUUGUUGUUGAUUCAUAUAAAUCGAGACCGGUUCUCUCGGAAUUAAUUCUUGGUCAGUUACUUCAGGAACAUCUAACUUCCGAGAUUUUAAUGUGAUAGUGUUCCUAAUAUUGUUCUAGACAUCCGUUAUCUACACAACGUUUUUGAGAUUGAUUGCUUUUAAACUUUUUUCAAUAAGAUCUUCAACAAUGACUAAGCAUCAAUACCUUCUGCAGUAAGGUCUUUAUUAACUUUUGUUGCUAGUUCAUUUAGAACAACAACAGUACUAGUACUAAUUCUAAGAUUUAGAAAAUACCACAAAUGGCGCGGUAAACACCAUCUGUAGUACGAUGCUACAUUUUAGGAGUACGUAU
Molecule: messenger RNA, 2900 nt
Organism: Agrilus planipennis (emerald ash borer)
Lineage: Eukaryota; Metazoa; Arthropoda; Insecta; Coleoptera; Buprestidae
Product: leucine zipper putative tumor suppressor 2 homolog
Exons: 4
Coding region: 112-1350 (412 amino acids)
Source: RefSeq, a predicted model, not a curated record